Penicillium samsonianum is the source of this 315-nucleotide messenger RNA. RefSeq lists its product as uncharacterized. Gene Ontology annotation, biological process: carbohydrate transport; transmembrane transport. The record is from RefSeq and is a predicted model, not a curated record. Bases 1 to 315 code for a protein of 104 amino acids. The transcript has 2 exons. Lineage: Eukaryota; Fungi; Ascomycota; Eurotiomycetes; Eurotiales; Aspergillaceae. Gene Ontology annotation, molecular function: carbohydrate:proton symporter activity. Gene Ontology annotation, cellular component: membrane.
AUGUUGACUGACAAUUCACCCAAGGUAGAGGGUGUGAUAGCCACAUAUGGUGUUAGCAUUGGUUUCUUCACGCAAAACUUCUGGACAUUGAUCAUGACGCUUAGGGUGCCUUACAUGAUUAACCCUGAUGAAGGUAACCUCCGGGGCAAGACAGGCUUCAUCUUUGGUGCAUUCUCAAUCAUUGCCUGUAUUUGGACUUACUUCUGCUUGCCAGAGACCAAAGGCAGGGCCUUUGAGCAGCUGGAUCAUAUGUUUGAGCAGAAGAUCUCGGCACGCAAACUUACCGAGUAUGACCAAAGACCAUAUGAAGGAUGA